Messenger RNA from Lithohypha guttulata, 1560 nucleotides. RefSeq names its product white collar 2 type of transcription factor (gene wc2). Bases 1 to 1560 code for a protein of 519 amino acids. Gene Ontology annotation, molecular function: protein binding; sequence-specific DNA binding; zinc ion binding. The transcript has a single exon. The record is from RefSeq and is a predicted model, not a curated record. NCBI's taxonomy places the organism in Eukaryota, Fungi, Ascomycota, Eurotiomycetes, Chaetothyriales, Trichomeriaceae. Gene Ontology annotation, biological process: regulation of DNA-templated transcription.
AUGGACCCCUACCAAGGAGAUCCAUCCAUGAUGGAUAUGUCGGAUUCCAAUGCCAAUAUGUUCAGUACGAGUUUGAUGGACUCGAGUCAACUUGACAUGAAACCCUACGUCGACGAUAUUCAAAUGGACAUGGGCGACCUGUCUGCUAUUCCAUACAACUCGAUCGAGCCAAUGUCCGGCACAAUGGCUGAAUCCGAACAUAUGAUCAUGAACAAUGGAAUGGGGGUCUCGGGUACAGGAGCGGGAGCAGGACCUCUUCCUACUGGCUUCGGAGCACAACCUGGCAUAGGAAGUACCCUUACAGAAUUCACUAAACGGCGAAAUUGGUCACAGCGAGUCAUCGAGGAGAUUAAAGACCUCCUCUUUGUCUUAACCCCUGAUGCGCGCUUCCUCUACCUCAGCCCUUCGAGCCGGUAUCUGACGGGUUAUGAUUCCGCUGACCUAACAGGGAAAUUCAUCCACGAGUUUCUACAUCCAGAUGAUAGCUCUUUAUUUCUCCGUGAAUUCAAUGAAUCCAUUGCAACCUCUCAUCGCCUACGAAUGUUCCUUCGCUUUCGUCGUAGCGAAGGAGAAUGGACUAUCUUCGAAUGUCACGGCCACCCACAUCUCACAAAUGACGUCUCUCAUCUUGAAAUGACUGGAGGACCUCGCAAUAACGCAGGCUUCUGUGCGGGUUUCUUCAUGAUAGUACGUCCUUACCCAACGAAGAAUGCUAUGCUCCUAGAUAGCUUUCUGGAGCACAAACUCGAGAACGAACGGCUACAGGCACGCAUAAGUACUCUUCGUCGUGAAGAGGCCGACGACGCAGAAGCGCAGAAUCGACGCUAUCACAAGAAGAUGAAUGGUGCUGACAGCAUGACAGCCUCAGGAAUUGAUACCAGCGUCACAGGAUUCGGUGCUGGCGGCGAGUCUCCGAGCCUGUCAGAUAGACAAUCGAUCGACUUUGGCUCGAUGCCACCACCUGCCAAGCCUACAGUGUCCAACAUGGCACUGACUCGUGAAGCACUGGAUGAAGCGAACGCUUUCGCACGACCAGAUAGUAUCAAUGACAAAAUGGCACGUUACGAAGGCAGCAGUCAUGUCGAUUCGAUCGAAAUGCUGACCGGCCUGCACUAUCGCGAAGGGGAACGGGCUCACGGCAUAUCGACAGGUGGCACGUCCCCAGCACUUAUUCGUGGAGAUGCAGGCAUCGAUAUUCCUAUCGAGAAAGCCGACCUGCGUGGAGGCACGUAUAUGGAUAAGAAGCCUAAGAAGGUCAGGUCGGCCGACGAAUACGUAUGCACUGACUGUGGGACAUUGGACAGUCCUGAAUGGAGAAAAGGUCCGAACGGUCCGAAGACAUUGUGCAAUGCCUGCGGAUUGCGAUGGGCUAAGAAGGAGAAAAAGCGUACUGGCAGCAUGAGUGGCCCGAUCGGGUCCAGUGGUAACAUGUCUCUAACACCAAAUAAUGGGGGCGGUGGCUCUGGACAGAAUAGUGGUUCUAACACUGUGAUGGCUCCAGGUGGCAAUACACCGAGUAUGCUAACAGGUCGUGCGAACGAUGAUUUCACAGAGCACUGA